CCUCUCCAUUUCCAAUUGCAAUUCCUCAGUUUCCUUUUUGUUUCUUUAUACAAACCGAAACAUGGUCUUGUCCUCACUUUCCUAGUUUCCUUCUUAGAUUUGAGUUCCCAUUCGAACAGAAUUGAAUUCCUCAACUCUUGAUUUCUUAUCCUACAAGAUAAGAGAAAAAGAAAAAAGAAAUCCUCCACCCUUUCUCAACAAGACAAGAAACAGAGUAGUUAAGAGUCAGUUCAUCUACAACAUUUCUUUCAAGAAAAACCGUCACCACGAUUGUUGAAAAAGAUUCAAAUACCAACUGGAAAGAGAAUUACCCAUCUUGGCUAGCUCUGUUAUAUGUAAAGGCGGUGGAAAGUGAUUGCCACAUCAAGUAUUCCAUUUGAGUCCUUCUAUUUCCAAUCCUCUUUUCUUUUCUUUUCCCCUAGAAAGUGUUGGAAAUGACGGAUACUCCAAAGUUGGAUUUGACUUCUUGUCACAAUGAGGCUGGUGGAUUAGACGAAAAUUUAGGAAACCAGAAAAUUUCUUUUUUGGAUCACAUAAACGGAUUUCAAUACACAACGGAGAAAUCGGAUAGCUUUGUUAUCGACAUGGAAAGCUUCUCCCGUGGCAGCAAUAUUAAAGAUAUCAACCCAAAUUCAAGAAUUACAUUGCAGAGAAGCCUUUCCAGAAAAGGGUCGUUGCGCAGCCCAGGCGGCGGCGGGACAGGCAGUGAAAAGAAGGUUAAUGGUUCGCCUAAUGACAGAGACAAUGACACUGUUGUUGCUUCCUCCUUACCUAAAGGGCCUAACAUGACUGAAAAAAGCUUGCUGGUAGCGGCUGGGACCACUGAUUAUUCCGGUAGCCCACAAGUUCAUCAUCAGAUCACCAUCAAUACUACCGGCAAUAUGAAUGCUUCUACAGAAAGCAGAUACAUCGGCAGGAGAAACAGUUUCAAGCGUCCUCCAUUUUCAUGGGCGAUUGAUCCCAAAAGGAUUCUUUUCUUUUUUGCCACCCUAUCAAGCAUGGGAACAAUAUUGCUGAUAUACUUCACUCUUUCCAUGGGCAAGCUCAGUGCAGACGACACCGCUCUUGAUUGAUACUGGGAAUGUGAGAUAGAAAUUCAGAUUAAUGGAAAUUCAGAUAAACAUAAUUUAUUGGCAGUGAGGGCCCUUUCUUCGAAAAAUAGUCUUCAUGUAAUGAGAAUUUCAGGGAAAUAUUCAGAACAGAGAAAAGUUAGAAAUGGCAAAAAGCUAACCGACCAUCCACUACCAUGACUUCAACUUAGGAGUGCUCAACUUUUGCAGGGAAUUAUUAAAUAACUCUUAGAGAUGAAGACAAGCAGCUAUCCAUUAUGACAAAAAGAAGGAAUCUUCUUUUUUAUAUGUAUGGAUGAGGAAAUGAGAUGUGUUUGUGCAAUCCUAUACAGCUGAGUGAAGGACCAGAGAGUCCUUUCUUUUGCUCUCUUCUAAUUUUUUAA
Jatropha curcas is the source of this 1453-nucleotide messenger RNA. RefSeq lists its product as uncharacterized. NCBI's taxonomy places the organism in Eukaryota, Viridiplantae, Streptophyta, Magnoliopsida, Malpighiales, Euphorbiaceae. The record is from RefSeq and is a predicted model, not a curated record.